Messenger RNA from Fopius arisanus, 6506 nucleotides. It is a transcript of the gene Su(Tpl), whose product is annotated as Suppressor of Triplolethal. NCBI's taxonomy places the organism in Eukaryota, Metazoa, Arthropoda, Insecta, Hymenoptera, Braconidae. The coding region runs from base 667 to 2880 and encodes 737 amino acids. Gene Ontology annotation, cellular component: transcription elongation factor complex. Gene Ontology annotation, molecular function: cis-regulatory region sequence-specific DNA binding. The transcript has 7 exons. Gene Ontology annotation, biological process: transcription elongation by RNA polymerase II; snRNA transcription by RNA polymerase II; positive regulation of transcription elongation by RNA polymerase II. The record is from RefSeq and is a predicted model, not a curated record.
CAGGUGGCCGUUCGAAAGUGUGUAGUUGUGUAGUUUUCUUACACGACACAGCAGACCUCUCUCUGUGUCCCCAACAUCUUAUUUAAAACACACCGAAGAGCUGCAAAGAAUACCUAAAAAUAAUAAUCCAUCCCUUCGCCGUUGAAUGGACAAAUAAGUUGCCAAAACACCACGAAUAUGUGAUCAACCGUUAAUAAAUCAUUUAAUUUUUUUUUAAACUCCCAGUGAGAAGGGAAAUCUUGUGGAUCAAACUCGUCUGGAGGAUAUCAGCCAGAAGGUGAAGGCACCACAGGGGGGCAGGAGUGAUUUAGAGACGAAGAUAUCUUUAAAAAAGUGGGUGGAAUUGUUUAAUUGGAAUUACAUCGUGAUAGUAAAGUGACGGAUAAUCGAGAUAUUGAAAAAUCGGGGAGGUAAAUGUUGAUAUAUUAUUUUGUGAGACGGUGAGAGAAAACGGCUUCGAGGCUUUCCAUCCGGAUUUACUGUUGCAUUAACCUCGAAGUUUUUGAAAAUAUCGGAGAAUCGGUGAAUUGAGGGAUUUUGACGUUGUGAAUGGAUUCAACGAGGAUAAUUUAUUGACUUGGAGGUGGAAAAUUGAGGAAAAAUCCAAGUGUUUAAUCGACUAGCCGACGUCAGCUGGUGUUUCGGCGUGAGAGAAUCAAGAUAGAAAUGGCGGCGCUGGUGGCAGGUGUCCAGUAUGGUUUGUCAUCGCACAACGAUUUUCACGAGAAUAAGUCGCUUAUAUUUGUGAAAUUAACUGAUUCGGCCCAGCGUGCUAUUGAGGAUUUUCUCAAAAAUCGGAAUAAGACCGGUCAGAAUCCUACGAUUCAAUUCUCAGGAAACGAAGGGCAAUUAUCAUUUCCAUCGUCCCAGUCAAAUCAUGGAUCUGCAGGGUUCACGUUCACCCUGUCUGGGAAUCAAGACAUGGAGGGUCCCCAGGGUGGUUUUGAGUGCAUACAGCAGGCUGGGCACCGAGCCCUGCAGAAUCUCGGUGCAUUGCCAUGCAAAAUGCGAAUACAGGCGAACGACGAUGUGUACGAGACGACUAGACAUCGUAUGGCGGCGGUCGAUCAGAAUAACAAGAAUAAAUGCACCAGGGUGAUAAAGGCGAGUGGUCCAGACAUUGGGCGAAGAGUUAAAGUAAAAAACACAGGUAGAACGAUACCACCGCCACCAGCAACAUCUAGGCAUCGCGAAACAACGAGCAUUCCAAGUUCCAUGAGUCAAUCGUCUAGGCUCAUGCCCUCAUCGGCAAUGCCCCGAUCCCAUGCCCCGACCCAUCCAUCCAAUCCAUCAUCUCAUCCAACAAUAAAUUCCACUUCCAAUUCAUCGCCCUCGUACAAGCCCAUCACCAGUAGCAAUCCACCAGUGCGUUAUCAACCUGAGAAAAAGAAUAGUGAGCUUUGCAGAAGGCCUCUGCGAGAAAGACUCAUCCAUGUACUUGCUCUGAGGCCUUACAAAAAGCCGGAGCUUUAUGAUCGUCUCAAUCGAGAGGGAUUGAAGGAUCGUGAGAGGAGCGCUAUAACGAAUAUUCUCAAGCAAAUAACCAGCAUGAAGGAUAAUGCUUAUGUCCUCCAGAGGCACGUGUGGAACGACGUGCAGGAGGACUGGCCUUUUUACACUGAACAGGAUAGAGCGACAUUGAAAAGGAGAAAACCCCAGAAUUUGACACCACCGGGCUCCAGUGAUUGCUCAAGUGGAAGUGGUACAUCGCCAAAUUCAACUCAUCCAGGUUCGCCCCCCGCAAUAAUAGCCCCACCUCCAAAUCUGAAACGUCCAGGUUAUCACCAAGGUAGCGAUGGAAUAACGACAAAACGUCUCCGAAUAUCCCAUUACCGUAAGCCAGAGCCAACAAGUGCGACAAGUGGCUCAAGUGCCAAUAGAGAAAACACAAGGACACCAAAUAUUAGUUCUGAAAAUGUGAUUAAAAAUGAAAAUAACUGGGACAUAUCGAGACACCAACAGCGUGAACGCAACGAUAAUCGUCCUGAGAGAUCAACGAAUAGUGAAACGACUAGUGGAAUAACGAAUAAUCUGACGAAUGUCAACUACGUGAAAAAUAAAUCAUCAACAACACCAACAAGUGAUAUUGAAGAAGUAAUGUUACAAUCAAGUGCACGUUACAAUCAAGAAAUAAUUCCAUCGAGUGCUGCUACUAGUAGAAAUCAAUUGCAAAGUAAUUACAAAAUGUCAGUAAGUGAUAACAGUGAUUAUAAACCAACUACGAGUGGUAGUUAUAGAGCUAGUCCUGGUGGUAACGGUGGUAGGAAGGAUGAUCGUGGUCGUAAUGAUAAGGAGAGGGAUAUGCGGAGGGAGCGUGAACAACAUGAUAAAGUUGAACAAUGUGAAAGGGAUAAUAGUGCGUCUGGUGGAAAUUCCUGCAAUGAAUUAUCUGGUGUUGGUGCUUCCAAUUUGACUGCUAGCAGUACAACACCCCAUUCAUCAUCACCAGGUGUUACUUCUGGGGAUGCUGAGGAGUCACCAAUUGAUUGGGCAGUGGAAUUCCCUCCAAUUAGAACCCCCGAGGAGAAAGUCCGUUACAAAGCAAUAUGGACCAGGGAGCAUCCUGCCUACAUGGAGAUGUACGAUCGAAUUGCCAAGGAAGUUACAUUAAUUCAUCAUCUGAAUGCACUUAAAGAAAAAGAAUUAGAAAAGGGGAAUAAGGAGAAAGCCAAGGCAAUUUCUCAACAAAUUCAUGCUCAAUAUUACCACGUCAGAAGUGAACACUCGAUACGAAGAAAAAAAUACAAUGAACUCCACGCAAAAUUAACUCAAAUAAAAGACAUGGUCGAAGACUGGGAUUUACGGUUAAUAAAUCGCGAGGACACUGGAAUGGGAUCCUGCGAUGAUCACAUCAGAAAUGACGAUAGAUUGAGAUACUGACAUAAACUCCAAUCACCAAUAAAACAGUAUAAGGAAUCUGAUUCAUGGAAUAAUCGAUACGUUACGGAGAUAUUUGCAUUUUAAUUUGAGAUGAGAGAAAACAACAAAAAAAAAAAUACAUCCAGUGUUAUCGAUUGAUGAUAUAUUUCAAAGUGAAGAUGAAUUAUUAUCAAAUCAAACUAAUUAUUCCUGUAGCGUCACUCGAGAUGCCAUUUAACUGCUAAGGGAAGAAAAACACAUGAAUAAUUAAUGAAGAGCAAAAUGUUUCUCCAGCAACAAUCUGGAGAAUCAAGUGAAAACCGGUGACAAUCGGUAUCAACCGAUGCAGUGAAAAUUGUUUGUUAAUUCCAUCCGGUUUCCAUGUGUCCACGAUUAAAUAAAAAUACAGCGUUAUCUAUAUUUGUUGAUCAGUGAGCACGUCCGAGUGUAUCGUCCAUUGAAGAAGUUGUGAAUAAAGUGUUACGAGCUGAUGAUUUCCAUUGGAUUCACUGGAACAAAGUGAAAGACGUGAUUUACCUGUCGUGAGUAUGUACGACGGAUUAUCCGCGUUCAUCCAAUUAACUCAUUAUCCGGAGACACUCCAUAUCAAAAGGAAUCAUCGGUGGACACGAGGAUCUUGUUCUAUCGACUCUGCUUAUGAAUUUUGUUUUCAUCUUAUCAUUAAAAAUAAAUCAUUAAAAUGAAAUAGAAAAAUCAACCAAAUCCGAAAAAAAAAAAUUAAUAGUAAAUGGAUCAACUAUAUCGAUAUUACACGGUGACGCAACUGUGCCAAUAGAAUGUACAUUAAAAUGAAAUUUAGGGUAAUUAGGGGGUUAAACGAUUAUUAAUUGAGGUGAUAACAGCAGCCAAUGUCUACUUGACGGUAAUAAUAAUUUUAUAUAGGAGAAGGGGAUUUAACGUUUAGAGAUAAUUGUAAGAUUCGUGUAUGAAGUAUUGAAUUAGUUUGGGAACAGUUUGUUUUAUUUUAUUACGAAUAAUCCAAUAAUUAGAGGGGAUUGAUUGGAUGAUUGUAGGCGUUGUACAGGAUUGAGUGGUCGUUCGGUUGUUUUAUUGUUAGUUGGUAUUUCCUCUCUAUAUUGAUUACCAAUCGUUUUGCUCUGAUGAAAAUUAUUCAUUUUACUGUUCCAGAUUAUUUUUAAUCUUUGUUUUUUUUUUUUUUUUGAGUAGUGAUUGGUUGAUAUGAGGUUAUUCAUUAAGUUUUUGUUCACGAACAAUCGGAUGUAAUGCCAAAUUCUCAAUGAGACAUUUCUUAUCCAUUUUGAUGAUAAAUUAUUUUUUUCUUUGAAUGCAUCUUCCAAUAUUAUCGAACACUAAAUUUCUACGAUCAAUUCUUUAUUAUGCAAUGUCCAUAGUGAUUGUUGUUGAUUUGAUUUUGAUUAUUCAUUUCUAUCGAUUGGUGAAGUGGUGGAAUGUAAUUGUCGAAUCGAGGGAAAUGUAUCUUUGAAGGAAAAAAUCGGUGGACAAUCACCAGAAAAUGGUCUGUACGAUUAUAAUUUUCCACUUCAUCGAAUUCACGCACACGUCGAAAUUGUUUGGGACUUUUGUUGCUCAUUAAUGGUAUAAUUAGAUAAUGAUGUGCAAACUCGUUUGGGUUGUGCAAAAAUGGGAUGAAAAAUGUGAGGUUACGUUAGAAAUCGUUUAGGAUAAAUUACCGAUUAUUUGUGAGAUGAUAUUAAUAGAAGACUUCCUCUUUUGAACUUACACAAAUAAUUCGUGGAAAAUUAAAAGAAAGUAGUAGUUAAGGGAUUUAUUUUUUUUUCUCAGAGGGGAAAAGACUAAUGUGUUGAUAUGUUGAUGGAAUUUUUAGCCUGUUAUGAUGUGUUGUGGCACAAUGAGUACAUUUAUGACUCUUUUUUUUUCUGAUAGAUAAAAUUAUUCACACGCUUUUUUGAAAUUUAUGCAAUAUUUUCCGUGUGUAAAGCCCAGGUGCCAAAGUUUUCAGGUGUCACUUGUUGUGAUUUGUCAGAUCUGUCUCAAUUGGACAAUAUGAUCUAAAGUAUAGUCGUUACAGACUAGUGACGGAAAGACAGAAAAUGGGAAAAGCUUGUUCUCUCUGAUUAAUUGAAAAGAAAAACCACUUAGGAAAAUUCUUUCUUUGACUGAUGAAAAUUAUAAUUGGAAAUUUAGCGAAAUUAAAAGCUGAUUAGAUGAGAUUAUCAUCAAAAUUUAUCAUCACUUUCCAAUAGUAAAAACAGAAAGUGAUGAGUUAUUUGUUUUUCGUAGGGAAUAACUUAAUCAAUGUAACUUUCAAGUGCCAAUUGUAAUGAAAGCAAGACUAACGAUACGACCAUAUUAUACAUAUUAUAUUGUGUAACAAUUGUAUCUGAUUGAGGAAAUACGGAACCAAUCGAAUGAAUCAAAAGAAAGCAGCUGAAAGUGAUAGAAUCUGGGUAAAAAAUAAAUUGGCAAUGAAGAAUGAGUCGUGCUCUGCACAAAGUGCCUCAGUUUCACGAAUGUAAACAAAUGAAUAGCUCGGAGGCAAACUAGAAAAAAAAAAAUUUAUAUCCUCUAAUUCUCGUGUUGAACGUUACCAUAAAUAAAUUUGUAAGAUGAAUAAUCUUGUUUACUACGGAGAGAAACAUGAGGCUCGAAUGAGCGCUCGAAUCGUAGAGAAAAUAAUAAUAUAAGUUGAAGCGCGAACGAACAGAUGAAAAGUCAUAUGUAAUGAAUAGAAAAUUAAUUUUUCUUCUCUGAUUAGAUGAAAUAUCUCAAUAAAUUUGUCACCAAGUACAUUAAUUAUGGGAAUAAGGCAUGAUAAAAGUUUCGUCCUUCGAUAAUCAAAUAUCCUGUCCAGUUUUACACUUUUUAAAAAAAUGAAUAGUGCAUCAGCAAAAUGUCUAGUUCCCACGUGUAAUCUUACUUCAGCAUUUUUGCUGACAAUACAAAUGUACAUAGGCAGCCUCAAUUCACCAUGUUGUAAAUAUUCUGCAUCUGAGGGAGUCAGUGCGCUAAAGUUAACAUUUAAAAAAUUACAAACUCCAGAUAAACCAUUUAUUAACAUUUUUUUUUCGUUACUCAUAAAAAUUAUUUCAGACUGAAAAUUGAUUUUUUAGUUGAUGGUUCAUUGAUAUCUGAACUCCCUUGUGCAUUUACCCUUUCGCCGAACAUUAAUAUACCGUAGAAUCCCGUUAUAGCCGCACCUUUCCUCAAUUUCUGUUUUCCGGUGAAGAAUUAAAGUCGAAAAAUAAAUACGCGGGAUUAUAACGGGACUCUCCUGUAUCCCAAUAUCAAUUUAUUAAUGGAAAAAAAUUCGGAAAUAUCAUAUCAAAUCGAGAAUUCUAGAUAUUUUCAAAUUUAAAUGUCAAACAUUUUGAUUUUAACGUGCACAUCACUGGAGCUUCAAUACUGAUAAUAAACUAGCGGAAGAAAGAGAAGAAUCAUAUUCAUUAACUGUAUUAAAUAAUUCUUUUUGACUGUGAUGAUAUUAUAAUUAAAGUACAACAAUUAAUUUCUCUUCUCAAACGCAAUUGCUGUAGUAAUUUCAAAUGACUUUUCUCGAACACAAAAAUUUCAUUUCGAGACUCAAAUCAAUUCGAAACAUCAGGCACUGAAUUAUCACUUAAUUUAAAAAAUUAUCAAGUUUUUCCCUGUAAGUUCUGUAAUUGUGUCUACUCAAAAAAAAAAAA